Messenger RNA from Solanum tuberosum (potato), 1068 nucleotides. RefSeq names its product cold and drought-regulated protein CORA-like. The coding region runs from base 69 to 878 and encodes 269 amino acids. NCBI's taxonomy places the organism in Eukaryota, Viridiplantae, Streptophyta, Magnoliopsida, Solanales, Solanaceae. The transcript has 3 exons. The record is from RefSeq and is a predicted model, not a curated record.
AUAGAACCCAACAAUCUCUCAAUUUCUUCAUCCUUUAAUUAAUUCAAAUAUCAUAAGGGAAACAAAAAAUGGGUUCCAAGGCAUUUCUGAUUCUUGGCCUUUUUCUGGCCAUAUUUGUAAUGAUAAGUUCUGAGGUUUUUGCUAGGGAGUUGGCUGAGACUUCCACCACUACUUCUGAAGAGGAUUCCAAGAAAUCCAGUAACAAAAAUGAAGUACAUGAAGCCGAAUAUGGCGGGUACCCUGGUGAUGGCGAUGGAUACCCUGGCGGCGGCCGUGGUGGUGUUGGUGGCGGAUACCCUGGCGGUGGCCAUGGUGGCGGUGGUGGUGGCCGUGGUGGUGGUGGAUACCCUGGCCAUGGUGGUGGUGGUGGAUACCCUGUCGGUGGUAGUAAAUACUCAGGCAACCGUGGUGGUGGCGGCCGGAAGUGUUGCUCCAGAAUUUUUGAAUCUUAUGGUUUAGAAUUUUUGAAUCUUCCGGUAUUAAACAUACCAAUAAGUAGUUGCCGAAGAAGGAAAGUGUCAUUUUUUUUUAGGCCUAAAAAAAGUAAGACAAAUAAAUCGGAAAUAAUAUUUUUUGAAAAAAAAAAACAAGUUAAGAAUAACAUUCUUGAUUACUUAAUUGAUGCAGCCAAGAAAUCCAGUAACAAAAAUGAAGUACAUGAAGCCGAAUAUGGCGGGUACCCUGGUGAUGGCGAUGGAUACCCUGGCGGCGGCCGUGGUGGUGUUGGUGGCGGAUACCCUGGCGGUGGCCAUGGUGGCGGUGGUGGUGGCCGUGGUGGUGGUGGAUACCCUGGCCAUGGUGGUGGUGGUGGAUACCCUGUCGGUGGUAGUAAAUACUCAGGCAACCGUGGUGGUGGCGGCCGGAAGUGUUGCUCCUAGAUACAAAGGUGAAUAAAUAGUAAUAUAUACUUAUAUCACCUUGUACUAAUUAGUGGCAAGAUGUAGUAGUAAUAUUCUUGCUGCUUUAAAUUUGGAGCUUAUUGUAAGAAUUAUUAUCAUGAAAUAAAAGCCAUCAUGUAAUGUUUGUUAAUUAUGCUAUGGUAUGAUAAUACUUUCCUUUGGUGUUUUA